Hypomesus transpacificus is the source of this 1819-nucleotide messenger RNA. RefSeq names its product mitochondrial calcium uptake 2 (gene micu2). NCBI's taxonomy places the organism in Eukaryota, Metazoa, Chordata, Actinopteri, Osmeriformes, Osmeridae. Gene Ontology annotation, biological process: mitochondrial calcium ion homeostasis; calcium import into the mitochondrion. Gene Ontology annotation, molecular function: calcium ion binding. Bases 67 to 1323 code for a protein of 418 amino acids. The transcript has 12 exons. The record is from RefSeq and is a predicted model, not a curated record. Gene Ontology annotation, cellular component: uniplex complex.
ACUGGAGGAGGGUGUGUCCAAACAAACCAGCCGAACGACGUCAGCUAGCGACUAGACUCAGCUAAAAUGGCCAGUUUAGGCAGAGUUGCAAUUGUUCUGCGAAACUUUGUUAAGAGGCCACCAUGGACGUUAAGAACUUUGACUCUCCGUCGUGCCCUGGGACCUGGUAUAUUGGGGUCUCUGAUUGGAAGUGGACUGGUGUACCUCCACAAAGAACAUAGCUGGACGGCUUUGCCAUUCGUCGUACACGCAGAGGAGGAAACAACAGUGCCCCAAAUGUCAGCUAGAAGGUAUCGUUUCAACCAAUUUGCCUCCUUGAUGUAUGAAGGAGAACCUUACAUGACUCCAAGAGACUUCCUAUUCUCUGUGAUGUUGGAGAAUGUGGACCAUAAGUUGCAAAAGAAAAAUUUAACCAAAGAGGAGAUGAAUAAAAUGCUUGCAUGUGCAUCGCAGGCCAAGGCAGGCUGUAGUCUGUUCCAAUCCAUUGGAGACAAUGGUCUGAUAUCCUACACGGAGUACCUAUUUCUGCUGACUAUCUUGACUAAGCCACGUACAGGAUUUCAUAUUGCUUUCAAAAUGCUUGAUAUUGAUGGUAAUGAGCAUGUGGACAAAAAAGAGUUUCUCAAGCUCAAAAAUAUCAUUGGAAAAAGAAAAGAGAGAGUUUCCCCGGAAGGUGCCACAGACAAACCUGUUGUCGAGGUGGACGGUGUGAACACGACACUGCAGGCUUUCUUUUUCGGGAGGAAUGGCGAAGGCAAGCUUCAAUAUCAAGAGUUUCAAAGGUUUAUGGAAGACCUUCAGGGGGAGGUGCAGGAGAUGGAGUUCCUGCGGUUCUCCAGGGGCAUGGACACCAUGCGGAGGGAGGACUUUGCUGAGUGGCUGCUGCAUUACACUAACGAGGAGGACAAUGAGGCUUACUGGGAGAACAUGAGGAAGAGGAUACCCGCUGGCCAGAGCAUCACGUUUAAUGAGUUCAAAGCUUUUUGCCUUUUCACCAACAACCUGGAGGAUUUUGCCUUCUCUGUGAAAAUGAUAAGUCAAGCCAAUCGUCCUAUAGGAAUAGUCCAGUUUAAGCGAGCAGUGAAGAUUGCAACAGGGCACGACCUAUCAGUGAACGUGCUCGACACUGUGUUCAAGAUUUUUGAUCUGGACGGAGACAACUGUCUGAGCCACAAUGAGUUCCUCUGCGUGAUGGAAGAAAGAGUACUGCGCGGGCUGAAGGUCCAGCCUCAGCACGGCCUCUUGGGCUACUGGAAGUGUGUGAAAAGAGAGACGCUGAAAGGUGCUCAAGAGGCGCUCCAGAAGACAGGUAGUCCUUUCUGAAGGGCAACGGUGUGGAGUUUAGGUAGCUCUAUUCUUUUCACUCACUGGGAAAUGUUUUAAGGCUUACCAUUGGCUCCCCCCACUCACUCGAUGUCUCAAUAAUGCACUCCAUAGUAAUUAAUCAAGGAACAAAGCAAAAAAAGAAAUGCAUUUUUAUAUGUGCGGCGAUAUUCCUACUGCUAUAUGUCUGGGUGUGGUUUUUGUUUACACUUUUACAUGAAAUUGGUUGAUGUUUUAUACAAUUUGGUGGAUGGAUUUGAUUUGAUAUACAAAAAGCAUGAAAUAUAUUUUAACAAAUUAGUAAUCCAACACUUAGCAACAAAGUAUCAACGUGCCAAGUGCAGAAUGUUUACAAAGGUUUACUGUGGUGUUUCAUUAAAACAAAAGGUGCAGAACACUCUGGACAUUUUUGAAAUAUAUUUUUCAACUGUAAUAAUAGAUGUAUUUAUAUGAAGUCUAAAAUGAUAAAUGUGUGAAAAUAAAUUGCACCAAUUCA